Protopolystoma xenopodis is the source of this 795-nucleotide messenger RNA. The record is from the annotation of a GenBank genome assembly. Lineage: Eukaryota; Metazoa; Platyhelminthes; Monogenea; Polystomatidea; Polystomatidae.
UAUCUCCAGUAUGUUCCGGUGCUAGUUUUUAUCAACAAGAUCGAUGUCCUUGAAGAGAAGAUCCGCGCCAGUCAUAGUCCGGUAAGCCUUUCUUUGGCCGCCGAAGCCUGUCUUCACCGGCAGCAACAGCCUCAUCAGCCUCGUUUGACUCAAGUAUGGUCCACUCAUGUGUCCAGAUUAGCUUCGAUAGCAUUCUCCCCUUCCGUCAAUUCCUCCUUGCCCCCUUUUCUUCCAGUCAUUUCCUCCUCCUCCACUUCCCAUUUCAUCGCAUCUUCACCUUGUCCUCUUGUCGUUCAUCCCACGAACACCUGCAACUCUCAGCUCAGAUCAUCUGUCUCUGCCCGAGUGGAAAUUCUCCCACUCGGCAACUGUAAUUCCCCAACCAAUCACCCCAAAUCAAAUGCAACUGCCACCUUUAAUAACACUCUGUCUCAUUUAACCUUCAUAUCUUCUGGAGAUAAAUCGACAGAACACCAACCUCAGCUAUCGCCACUUCAUGUGUUGUCCUCCAGUCCAAGACCUUCCACGCACGAUGUCUCAUAUCCGUUACCUCCCUAUGCUCUUAUCUCUCAUCCUCUCCAUCCUCCUCUCCCUGUUCCUUCUAUGAUAUUAACAUCAGUAAAUCCAGCUCUAAUAGCUCAUUACUCCACUCGUGCUCCUGUUCAUCCGCAUCAGUUUCACCUGACCCUCCUACGGCUUCUUGUCCCACUUACGCUACCGUCACUCCUCAGUUCUUUCCCCAUUUCAGUCAACCCAAUUCUAAAGAGAAGCAACCAAGUUUUGGCCAAUUUCUGA